AUGCCCCCGGCAGCCCCUGACGAUUUGAUCCGCCAGCAUAGCCGGUCUUUAGAAGACGAUCACUCAGCGCCCACCCUGUCAGCCCCAAGCAACAUCAUUCAGGAUCAUGAGCCCAGUGGGAAAAGUAAGAAGAAGAAGAGUGGUAAAAAGGCCAAGGGGGUCAAGGCAACGACCGAAGCGCCCCCAGAGGAUUUAAUCCCCGCGGUCCCUGCCCCGGAGGAGCCUCUCUCCUUCCCAGACCCAGAUCCAGAUGCGGAUGUAGAUCCCUCACUGGAUCAUCAUGGUCCCCUUCCCGUAGCCUCACCCGUCCUCGAUGCUCUCGGGUCAAUCGGGGAAACGGCAGACAACGACCUUACCACUCGGACAGAUAGCUGGGCACAGGCAGUGCCCUAUGGCAAGAGUCCACCCACCGAUUUGAUGGAUGGGGAACUUCCCAGUGAAUCUCCACUCAACUUUCCAACCAUUCAGGAACGUGGUGGCUUCAGUCAACCCUCAUCCGCAUCGCCACCGACUCGUAUUCGACCGUUCAGUUACGGGAGUGGGUAUCGGAGCAAUAUGCAGUCGCGCCAGCAGUCAGUCGAUCGGCGAAAGAGUCAUUCCUACGGAAGCCCAAUGAGUAACCUGGCCCCGCCUCCGCAUCUGCCCCAGGCUCAUUUCUAUGGUGCGCCGGACAUUGACCUUCCUACGCAAAACCGUCCUAGCGAUGGUGCCUAUUCCUUCUGCAGCUUCGACACCCUGCCAAGUAUGUCGGCCAAGACACCACGGACGGGUAUGAAUGUGCUUGUGGUUGGAACCGACAGCGCCGUCGAGGUUCUUGCGGUUGAAGAUCGUCGAACUCGAUUGGUUGGGCAGAUCAGUGGUUUGAAUGGCCGAGUCCUUGAAGCGAAGAUCCUGUCUGGAAAUCAAUAUCCCGAUGCAGGGACUUCGUCUCAAACACACGUUGCUAUUGUCUUGCACGGGCCAAUGCCACCCGGCGAAGAGGAAGGUCGGGUGUCUGCCGCUGCCUCGGAUGUGAAUGAGGUUCCACCUUCGACGGCGCGGGGCUAUUCGGGUGACCGGCGAUCUGUGAGAGGGGAGACUUCAUUCUACCAAACCCGGGUGGAGGUCUAUUCUCUCCGAUCUGGUGAGCAUGUGGCAACCCUGUUUUCCAGCAAACCGGUCCCAUCACCGGAGAAUAUUCCAGGUCUUCCAUCCUUGGCACCUGCCCCAGUGGGUAGCUUGAGACUUUUCCACAGCGGGAAUCACAUCAUUGUUGCUUCUGGGAUCAGUGGAGAGGUGUAUGCCUUCAAGCAUACCUCGUCGGGUACCUAUCAGUGUCUUGGAAAGACCUGGACCAAUGUUCAGCUUGGAGAAGCUCGGCGAUACUCUGCUUCGUCGAGUUCCACCGAUGCGGACGGGUCUCACCAUGACCUUCCUCGAACUUUCGCGACGGAACGACCGGUCUUGGCCCUUCAAGGAAGAUGGCUAGCGAUCGUGCCUCCUUCUUCUCACAGAGUCUCCAUUCAAGGAACCGUCCCGGUACAUUUGAUGCAUCCCAGAGCUCAAGGAAUGGAGACCCGCAGUCCGUCAACCGUGCCGUCUGUGAACUGCGCGACAGAUGCAGGGGACGGGGAAAGCUUCCUCGACAAGGUUGCCAGAGGUGUCACCCAGGAGCUGGUCAAAGGCGCCCGCUGGAUGGGUGACCAAGGACUUCAGGCGUGGAACAGCUAUUGGAAUAAUGGGCAAUCUUCCACUCCAAGCACUCCACCGCUGCGACCUACUCGGGGUCCAGAUUCCCCAGGACUGGGCUAUGGAAUAUUCCCGCCGACACACUCCUUAGACACUCAAGUCACAUCGUCGCCGGAACCCGAUGCGGUCUCGAUUAUCGAUCUCAAACGAUUUGACGAUGGUUUGGAUGCAAAGGUAGCAUCUCUUAACCCCGUGGCAACGUUCCAAGUUCCCAACGGUUGUAGCUUCCUAUCGCUCUCUCCCAAUGGGUUGAUGCUUUUCACUGCGAGCAAGAAGGGCGACGUGCAAUAUGUCUGGGAUCUGAUGCAGCUCAAGCACUGCCGUGCCAUGGCGUUCAUGGCCGACGACCAGGGUGGCCACAGUCCCAACGUCCGACAGGUUGCUCGAUACGCGCGGUUAACCACUUCGAGCAUCGUGGAUGUGAUCUGGACGGCUCCGGUUGGUGAUCGAUUGGCUGUCAUCACGCGGAAGGGAACUGUGCAUGUAUUCGACCUGCCUCGAAGUGCAUUUCAGUGGCCCCCUUUCCGUCGAGCUCGUCCAACCGCUAAGAAGUCGCCAACAGUUGAUCCUACGGGCGAUGAGUUAUCGAAUCCGGCGACCGGUGGAAACCCACUCUCUGCGGCCAUGACCUUCGUGGGCGGGAAGACACAGCCAUUCCUCUCUGCAGUACGAGGCCGUGUUCAAUCUACUGGCGGUGGUUUCCCUCAUGUGAGCAGCUUCGCUCUGCCAACAGCGGCUAGCAUCAAAGGUGGCAAGGUUGUUGCUGCAGGGCUGAGCAAGUCCAUGGGAGCAGCAGCCACGGGGACUGUACAGACCCUCCGGCAUGUCGGCGAGAACCGACUUCACCUGUCAGGGCUUGCACGGGACCCGGCUCCGUCUCGAGUGAUAUGGAUCCUCAACAAGGGACACAUCUUCAUGGGCGUGGUGGAUGAUGGACAGUUCAAGCUAUAUCGUCUAAAGCGAAGCACUUCUACCAACAAGAAUCGCCAGUCAUACUCUGUCAUUGGAAGCAAAGAAGUCCAAUUUAGGCUGCCUGCCAAUAUGCAGAGCAUUUGCGGCCCGGCGCCUCUUGUGCCUUACGAUCCUGAAAAGGUCGUUCAGGCAUCCCUUCUCUUGCCCUCUGCCAGCUCCCAGCCUAGCAGUACGGGCAAGACCUUUUGCCAGCCGCUUUCCCAGGCUGAGAUUGAGACCAAUACCCCCUACCAACCCUUCCACACGGAUCAGCGAGUGAGCCUUCACGUUUACCCUAGUGACAGCAAAGCACAUGUGCCUAGCGGUCAGUGGGUCUUUGGUGACGACAUCCCGACAACCAAGGUGCAUGUCAGAUCAUACAACACCAGUGGUGAUGAUCAAGACGGCGAGGCCGAUGAGGAUGCUGCGAUCCGCGGCGAGUCAUUUGGCGCCGGUGGAGAGAUGGAGAAUCUCAUCACCCUUGGUAAUAGUACCGGCAAUGUUGAAGAAGUGGUCAUUACCACUCGCCGGAAGAAGAAACACUCCACUCCUCUCAAGGCGGAUGAUGGAUUUUUCGAGGAUGACUGCGAAGUUUUGGACUUUGCACGGGAUCGGGUUUGA
Molecule: messenger RNA, 3300 nt
Organism: Penicillium cataractarum
Lineage: Eukaryota; Fungi; Ascomycota; Eurotiomycetes; Eurotiales; Aspergillaceae
Exons: 2
Coding region: 1-3300 (1099 amino acids)
Biological process (GO): response to starvation; autophagy
Cellular component (GO): cytoplasm
Molecular function (GO): protein binding
Source: RefSeq, a predicted model, not a curated record